Molecule: messenger RNA, 3204 nt
Organism: Oryctolagus cuniculus (rabbit)
Lineage: Eukaryota; Metazoa; Chordata; Mammalia; Lagomorpha; Leporidae
Source: RefSeq, a predicted model, not a curated record
CUGAUAUGGCCCCUGGAAAGCUCUCUGGGUUCUCCAGCUCUCCCGUCAUGACAGAUUCUGUGGACAUGACCAUCGCCACCCUGUCAGGUCAUCCUGGGAAUAUAGCCCAGACGACCCUUACCCAGGAAACCUCAGCCUCAUGGGUGGGGGCCCCCUCAAUUGUGACUCAGAGUCUGCCCCAUUCAGAGGCAACCGCUCCUCUGAGCAGGAACCCCAAGAGUACGGCAAGGCCAAGCCCACCCUCAGUGGAUGAAACAACCUCUGCCAUGAGUUCACCUGUGUCUGCUUCCUCCUCACUAGCAGAGGAGAGUCCUUCUCCCUCUGUUACUUCACAGCUCACUUCUAUGAAGGUGAAAACCACAGAUGUGUCAGCAAGAAGCCCAGGACCACAAACCAGCUCAACUCCAAUCACGAGGAGCACCUCCGGGGAGAUACUGCCUUUUUAUGAAGCCACUGCAGACACUGAAGCAGCAAAUCCUUCCACGGGGAAAGUGGUGACCACCGUGGGGACCAGAGGUUCCACGCUGGCUGAUUCAGUGGUGUCCAGAGUCACGUCUUCAAAGGUUUUCUCAUCUACCUUGUGGGAUACUCCAGGGCCCAGCCCUUCUCCUGAGAUGACUUACUUGCUGACUUCAAGCCUGAGGGAGACCAGUACCUCCCAGGGGGUGAGCUCUGGCCCUUCUGAAGUGUCCACUCACGCCACUACUGAGAUCUCCUCGUCAGAGGUCAUCCCCUCGAGCAGAACAUCCAACCCAGGCCCUGCUCAUCCCACAGAGUCACCACAUCACUCAGCUGGGAGGAUCACCAGGCUUUCCACCCCCUUUCUCAUGGCAGAAUCUGCAGAUGUGACCAUCGCAACCCAAACUGGGCCACCCAUGGGGACAUCCUAUGGCACUCGUCACUGGGACGCAUCACACAGAACCACGGGGCUGGUGACCCACUCAACUGUGACUCGGGGAUUUCCCCAUGCUGAGGUUAAGGCUGACACGAGCAGCAGUCCUCAGACAAAGUCAGGAAUGAGCAGUCUCCCUGUGGGAAACAGCAUCUCUACCUCCUCCCCGACACCUCUUCCUGCCAUGAGCUCAGCUUCUGCUGCCUCCCCUACAUUAUCUGAAAGUGGCCCCUCCCGUUCUCCUCUCAUGAUGUCACCGCUGUCUUCUGCACUGGAGGAAACCACAGAUGCAUUGGGCAUAAGCCCUGCACCUAGCAGCAGUUCAGCUCCCAGCAGAAGCAGCACCUUAGGAGCCACUGCAGACACUAAGGCAGCACAUCCUUCCCCAGGGACAGUGGUGACCACUGUGCAGGCCAGUUCUGUUGGGCAGGAAUCCGUCUCCUCUUUUCCAGGCAUCUCAAUUGCAUCCAAAUUGACAUCUGCGACGGUUACUAACUUCACCACUACAGACCCCUCCAUUCCCACAAUGCCUGGCUCCUCUGAGAUUACCAGGGCCACCAGGCAACCAACUUCUCCCAUGGCUUCUGGACUGCAGGAGUCAAUCCUCUCUGAGGAGGUCGGCUCUGUCAGCUUGGAAGAGCCUUCUGGCACUACCGCUGGAUUCUCCAUGACAGAUGUCACCUCCUCUGCUAGCACACCCGUCUCUGGCCCCCCUCACUCCAAGAUGCCAUCAGACACUUCCACUGGGAAGAUCACAGAAAUGGCCAUCACCACCCACACAAGUCCUCCCAAGGCUGCAAGGCAGAGUGGGGCCACAUCAACCAUGGCCUCCCAGGCAGGGACCCACGUGCCUGUGUCUGAGGGGUUUCCACACUCAGAAGUGACCAUGCUCCCAGGUGGCAGUCCUGAGAGAGUGUCACUGACGAGUGCUUCCUCUGGGAAGGAACCUAGCCCUGCACAGCCCCCAGCACCUUCUGCCAUGACCUCAACUUCUCCUCUUUCCUUGGCGUCACCAGGGAGUCUCUCCACAUCUCCUGGGUCUGUGGUUUCACUGCUCACCUCUGGCCUGAUGAAGACCUCAGACGUUUGGAGCACAGGUCCAGAGACUGGAAGCAGCCCCUCUCCAAAACUGUACAGCAUCUUGGCUGAAACACUUACCACCUCUGUAGUCAUCACGGUUACAGAGGGAAUUCGUCCUCCUCCAGGCACAGCAGUGACUAAUGUGGGGACCACCUCGUUGGGACAUGAACCACAUUCCUCUUCCCCAACCCACUCGGAGUCAUCCAAGGCCACAGAUCCAAUGGGCGCCAACUCCUCCAUGGAUAAGGCUACUUACUCAUCAUUGCCUCCGAACUUGGAGGCUACCAGUCUUGAGGCAGAAUCAUUUUCCCAUUCGACUUCUGGAUUAAAGGAAACCAGCACGUCCCCGUUGGCCACACCCUCAAAUGUCCCCUCAUCUCCUGUUUUCACUCACCUGGUGCAGAGUCCUAAGGCUGACAUCACCUCUUCUGUGAAAACAUUGAUCCCACAGCAGCAGGCUGCAUCCUCACAGUAUACUGACACACCAGUGGAGAAAAUGACCCACUCUUAUGCCUCUGCAUCUGUUAUGCAAUCCACUGGAGUCACCUCAUCCCCAAGACCCAAGUUUACCAUGCCUGUAGCAGAAAGUGCUCACCACAUGAGCACUGAUAUGCUGCCUUCAGGGGCCAUGACUUCAUUUGCUGCAUCUCGAGUUCCGAGAGCCAGCUCAGCCGCCUUUCCAGGCAGUGCAUCCUUUAGGACUGGGGCAAGCCCUGGGGAUGCUACUGCGUCCUCCUUUGCAGGGACUUCACUGUCACCAGCUUCAAUACCAUUCCCCUCGCCUACCUUCACUACUACCGACUCUUUGACCAGUCCCACUCCCCAUGGGUUUGGUUCCUCUCCGGCCGCCUCACAUAUGGUAGAUACCAGUCCUGGGACAGAAAGUAGUGCCACAGAAGGACCGUUGGCUGGAGUCAGUCAUUUGGUAACUUGGAACCAGCCAACUGGGACAUCUUUAUCACCCAUUUUGGAUACCAGCAUGACACUGAGUGUUGAUUUUGGAACAAUGACAAGGGCAUUUCAGGUGCCUCCACUCUCAACACAGUUAACAAGUAAGGGCCCAUAGCUCCUACAUUCCUAUCCUUUGAGGGCUCAUAGGACAUGACCCUUUCUUAAGAGGUAAAAAGGAGUUCAUUAGGAGUUCAGUCUCACAUUAUAAAUUCUUUUAGCAAGCACCUGCUGAUCUGACUACAGUUCCAGGUACUGGAUGAGGUGUAGGGGAAAUAAAGAUA